GGCGCUCCUAGACAGUCCUGGCUGAGACUCCGCCCGGAACCUUGGCGCCGUGACGCAGGUUUCCGGCGGGCUUCUUAGAGCGCUGAACAGCUUUGGGCCGAAGGACCAUGAGAGGGCCGGAGUCGGGUCCCGAGCCUACGAUGGAGGGCGACGUGCUGGACACCCUGGAGGCGCUGGGGUAUAAGGGACCACUGUUAGAAGAGCAAGCCCUUACCAAGGCAGCAGAGGGUGGACUGUCUUCACCUGAAUUUUCAGAGCUCUGUGUUUGGUUAGGCUCUCAGAUAAAAUCAUUGUGCGACUUGGAAGAAAGUAUCACUUCAGCUGGGAGAGAUGAUCUAGAAAGCUUCCAGCUUGAGAUAAGUGGGUUUUUAAAAGAAAUGGCAUGUCCAUAUUCUGUACUCGUAUCAGGAGAUAUUAAAGACCGUUUAAAAAAGAAGGAUGACUGUUUGAAGCUUCUAUUAUUUUUAAGUACAGAGCUUCAAGCUUUACAGAUACUGCAGAACAAGAAACAUAAAAAUUCUCAAUUAGAUAAAAACAGUGAAAUUUAUCAGGAAGUUCAAGCUAUCUGUGAUACUCUUGGUGUACCCAAGUCAGCAACUUCUGACAUUCCGCUUAUGCUAAACCAAGUGGAAUCAAAGGUGAAAGAUAUUCUCUCCAAAGUCCAGAAGAAUCAUGUGGGAAAACCACUGCUGAAAAUUGACUUAAAUCUGGAACAGGCGGAACAACUGGAAAGAAUCAAUGAUGCUCUUUCUUGUGAAUAUGAGUGCCGCCGGCGGAUGCUAAUGAAACGGUUAGAUGUGACCGUGCAGUCCUUUGGUUGGUCUGAUAGAGCAAAGGUAAAAACAGAUGACAUAGCAAGAAUUUACCAGCCUAAGCGUUACGCUUUAUCACCCAAGACAACAAUUACACUGGCACAUCUACUUGCUGCUCGUGAAGAUCUGUCCAAGAUCAUUAGAACAAGUAGUGGCUCCAGCCGUGAGAAGACGGCAUGUGCCAUUAAUAAGGUGCUGAUGGGAAGGGUGCCUGACAGAGGAGGACGGCCGAAUGAAAUAGAACCACCACCCCCUGAAAUGCCCCCUUGGCAAAAGAGACAAGAAGGCGGCGGAAGGGGUGGUUGGGGUGGUGGAGGUGGAGGUGGUGGGGGUGGUCGAGGAGGUGGUGGGGGUGGAAGAGGUGGCUGGGGAGGUGGGGGAGGUUGGGGAGGUGGGGGAGGAGGAGGAGGGUGGGGAGGAAGCGGGGGAGGGGGUGGUAGAGGAGGAGGUUUCCAAGGCAGAGGAGAUUAUGGGGGGAGGGGAGAUUACGGUGGAAGAGGAGGGGGCUAUGGUGGAAGAGGGGGCUAUGGUGGAAGAGGUUAUGGAGAUCCGUAUGGAGGGGGUGGGGGUGGAUAUAGAAGAUAUUAAAAACUACCAAAAUUAGAUAGCAGUGCUUACUUCUUGGCAGAGACAUUAGGUGUAGUGUUCUAAAUAACAUACUUGAAUGUCAUCUUUGAAGUAAACACCAUGUUAGAUUCCCUGAUGCCAUUCUUGAAUUGGGUUAAUCUGUAAGAGCAUUGUUUUAUACUACCAUCUGAUCUGAUCUCUUAGAGUGAUGCUUUUUCCAUAUUCUGUGUACCCUUGAGCAUGUCUUUUUAAAAAAGAAUGAGCAAAAAUUAUUUUUAAAAAUGUAAAUAUUUAUUACCAUCAGACUUAGAAAAUGGAAAGUAUUUUAUUGUCAUGAUUGAAUUUAGAUUGUUACCUGUAUUUUAUUCAGGUUUGAAACACAUAAAUUACCCAACUUGUAACGGAAAGGAAUAUAGACUAUUGCCUCAUCUGUAUUCCUGUGGCCGUGUUUUGUAUUUGAUAAUUAUACUUUAUUAAAUAGGGAAAGGGGCUGAUCUGAUAGUUGUGUUCAAUAGGUAGUUGUCAUGACUUGUUUGUUCUUUUAUAGGCAGCGAUUCCUCUGACCAGGUUUCUGUUAAAGUUCCAUUAAUUGAAGCUCAAGCCUACUUUUUGCUAUAUAUAUUUAUUUCCCAGGUGGAUUUGAAAUCUGUGAUUUUGUUUAACAAAGCAAAGUUAAAGACUGAGGUCAGAAUUAUUCUAAAGGUAUGAGGACAAGCAAUAAUUUUACAUGGUGAUGUAAAAAAUAUUCAUAUAAACUGGUCUCUUCAUUUGUAUCAUCACCUUAGGUGUUUGAAUAUUAAAAGGCAGGCUGAGCUGUAUUGCUCAGGAUUAGGGCAGUAAUUGCCAGUUUCAGUCCAUCAGAGGUAGGAUCAGGGCAUCCCUUGGAAUUUCUGAUUCAUAGCUCGAUUUGGGAAACAGAGUUAGGGAAUGGUUACAUGUGGUUUGGUGGUUGGAGCAGGUAAAAGUUUGGAGAUCAAGAGUUGUGAAUUUGAAUCAUGGCACUAGCCCAGGGGUGCUGUGGGCUGAAAUGACCAUAGCUCUCAAGGAUUGAUUUGUCCUCAUUUGUCAAAUGAGGAGUGUUACACUUGCACUCUUCUCAGAUUGUUUCAUAAAGAUGUAAGUAUAAGUGCCAUUUAUUGAGGGCUUGUUGUGAAUGGUUUAAGAAGUGGGCCAAGUAAUGCAUUUUUCUCUUAGUACAGAGAGUUAGAUAAGAUAGUCACACACGUUUUUUUCAUUCCCACUGUAAAAUGUGUGUCCCAGUGUGGGCUCGUGCUCGACACCUGUGCGUAACAACUUUCUGUGAUCUAGCAAACUCAACAGAUAGAAAGCUGGUUACCAGUGGACGCAUGGUAUUUGAUAUUUGGCAGUUUCAUUGUUGUUUUGUUUUGCUUUACAGUAAACCCUGUAGUGAAAACUAAAAUAAUGUUAAAACUUUAAAAGUAAAUAUUGUGUAUACUGCAGUCUUUGCCAUGUAUUUUUCAAGCUAACUCUUCAAAGAAAUUUGUUCAGGACAGGAAAACAAACUUUAGGUUAUUUGUAAAAUAGAUUUUAAAAAUGUGUUUAUAUUUAAUGAAGAUACUUAAUUUCACUUGUGAUAGUUGGGGAAAAAAAAAAGGCUUUCCGUAAUUAAAACAUUCUUUUCAAUAGCUAUGAAUUCUGAAAAAUAAAUAAUUUUUAAAAAUA
Molecule: messenger RNA, 3062 nt
Organism: Zalophus californianus (California sea lion)
Lineage: Eukaryota; Metazoa; Chordata; Mammalia; Carnivora; Otariidae
Gene: TSLIG3B
Product: family with sequence similarity 98 member B
Exons: 8
Coding region: 108-1400 (430 amino acids)
Cellular component (GO): tRNA-splicing ligase complex
Source: RefSeq, a predicted model, not a curated record